AUGGACUCCUCCGAAGCGCCUGGGACAACCGAACCCAAGGCUGGAUCCUCUUCUGCGAAUCACGUCAAGCUCAAGAGAGAAAAUACAGAUACCAUUGCAGAAGCUGCUGCUGUUGUCGCUGACAAUGCGGUCUCAGAUGAUGACGCUCCCACUGGACUACUUCCCACGAUGGGCCAUUCCGCGGAGGACGAAGCUAGCUUGUUGAAAGACUUGACAGAGAAUGUGCGGGACCAAGAGGAUCUAGAGAGGGAUAUCACUCACCAAGCCAACAUUGUGAUGAUUGAGCAAGAAGAUGAGAGGGAUCAGAAACGAAUAGAAAAGGUCGAAACCAAUAUUGUCAAGCUUGAAGGGCAGAAGAGGACGCAAGAGCGACGGCUGAAUACAUUGGCAAAUAAUCCGUUGAUGCGCGGACGGUGCGAAGAGGAGAUUCGCAGACUCGAUAGUGAAAUAGCGGCGUCCAAAAAAGACAUUUCGGACAUACAAGCGCGCGUGGAGGAACGACAUCAGUUCGAUGAAACCAAAGACCAGCCAGCCGACGCUGCCAGCGGUAAUAAGCGGCUGCCCAACGAGAGCCAGAGAGAUUUUCUCAUCCGUACCGGUAAAAUUACACCAUUUUCGCGCAUGCCUGUGAGAGAGUCUCGAGAGGCAAAUGGCGACCUUCGGGAGGUCUUACUAGAUGCGGAAGAAGAGGCAGUUGAGGGAGAGGAGGUAAAGCAACCGGCAGCUGGAGAUGCGGAGCCUAGGUCGCACCAGAACUUACGUCUGCCUGGAUUCGCAGACGCUCCAAUCAGCGGAACUACAACUCCUGACAGCGAAUUCUCUCUACGUCCUCGAAAGAAGAGAAAGCUAGUGUCAUCAAGUACCUCUACGCCACGAGCCCGAAAAUCUUCACCAGGAGAGGACAGCGCAGAUGAUUUUACACCUGGUGGCUCAGAUGAGGAUAUGGACGAUUUCAUUGAGGAGGAUGACGAUGAUGGAAAUCUAAUGACAUCUAGGACUGCAAAAAGGAAAGCUCCGAGCAAAGCGCAGCCGGUAGAUGAGAAAGUUGAUCUUACUGGUAUUGAUGACGGUAAUGAGAGCAUGUAUCAAGAAAGACUUAAAGCCUGGGUUGAAAAGAGAAGUGCUGCUCGUCGUCGUAAAUUACAGCAAAACCAAGGUAGCGAGGAGGAGGUGGUCGCCGAACAAGCUGAUGAAGAGGAAUGGUUCAGGCCAUGUCCAGAUGCCCCCGAUCACCAAUUUGAUAAUGAUAUAAAACUCCCCGGAGACAUAUACCCAGCUCUAUUUGACUAUCAAAAGACUGGUGUUCAAUGGCUAGGAGAAUUGUACUCGCAGUCUGUCGGGGGAAUAGUUGGUGACGAAAUGGGAUUGGGCAAGACCAUUCAGAUCAUCUCGUUCUUGGCUGGCCUACACUACAGCAAGAAAUUAACAAAGCCUAUUAUUGUUGUUGCGCCUGCCACAGUUCUGAGGCAAUGGGUUAACGAAUUCCAUCGCUGGUGGCCACCUCUUCGAGUUUCUAUCCUGCACAGUUCCGGUAGUGGCAUGCUUAACGUUGGUCGAGAAGAAAAAUACGAGGAGAUUGAUGAAAUGUAUACCGGUCAUACCACCAAGAAGCCCUCAAAAUCAUCAAGAUCUGCUCAGAAGAUCGUGGACAGGGUGGUUGAGCACGGCCACGUCCUUGUAACCACUUACGCGGGUCUCCAAACUUAUGCGGAUGUCUUAAUUCCUGUAGAAUGGGAUUAUGCUGUUCUUGACGAAGGACACAAGAUUAGAAAUCCUAAUACCGGCAUCACAAUACAUUGCAAGGAGCUGAGAACCCCGAAUCGAGUCAUCCUUUCGGGUACGCCAAUGCAGAAUAACCUCGUCGAGCUCUGGUCUCUUUUCGACUUUGUCUUCCCAAUGCGUCUAGGCACACUUGUAAAUUUCCGACAAGCCUUUGAGGUACCCAUUCGACUUGGAGGAUAUGCCAAUGCAACUAAUCUUCAAGUCUUGACAGCUACUAAAUGUGCCGAAACCUUGAAGGCUACUAUCAGUCCAUACCUUUUGCAAAGAUUGAAAGUCGACGUAGCAGCAGAUCUUCCAAAGAAGAGUGAGCAGGUCUUGUUCUGCAAGCUCACGAAACCACAGCGAGAAGCCUAUGAAAUGUUCUUGUCGUCAGACGAAAUGACUUCCAUUUUGAACCACUCCCGGAAAUCUCUAUACGGAAUCGAUAUUUUGCGCAAAAUCUGCAAUCACCCCGAUCUGCUUGAUCCCCGGUUGAGAGGAAAGCCUGGUUACAAAUGGGGAAACCCAAACAAAUCAGGCAAGAUGCAAGUUGUGAAGGCUCUCGUACAGAUGUGGAAAAAUAUGGGACACAAAACUUUGCUUUUCAGCCAAGGAGUUCAGAUGUUGAACAUCAUCGAGGAAUUUAUUAAAAGCCUGGAUGGUUUCAACUAUCUGCGAAUGGAUGGUGGCACCAAUGUCAAGGAUCGGCAAACACUUGUGGAUCGCUUCAACAAUGAUCCGGAUAUGCAUAUAUUCUUACUUACUACGAAAGUAGGAGGUCUUGGAGUCAAUCUCACUGGAGCCAACCGUGUUAUCAUUUUCGAUCCUGACUGGAAUCCUUCCACGGAUGUACAAGCUCGCGAGCGUGCUUGGCGGCUGGGACAGAAAAAGGAGGUCACCAUAUUUCGCCUGAUGACAGCUGGUACAAUCGAGGAAAAGAUUUAUCAUCGACAAAUUUUCAAACAGUUUUUGACGAAUAAGAUAUUAAAAGAUCCAAAGCAGCGGCAGACAUUUCAAAUGAAAGACUUAUACGACUUGUUCAGUCUUGGUAGCACAGAAGACGGCACAACUGAGACCGGCGAGAUGUUCAAAGGGACUGAGGUUCAGUUUAACCAGACUUCUGAUAAUGUUACCGCAGAUGCAGCCAAUAAUGCAAACCCGCCGGUAGCUGUCAAGAAAGAAGCACAUGGAGAUGACGAGAUUCUAAGAUUCGACGGCGUUUCAAGUCUCGAGGCCUUUAGGGGUGAUCCAGACGAAGACAAGCCCGCCGACAGUGAAUCUCGACUCAUGGAAGGCAUCUUUGCAAAUUCCGGUGUUCACAGCGCUCUUGAGCAUGACCAGAUCAUCAACGGGAAGAAGAAGAUAUCUGCUGAUCGCGGCAUGUUGGAGCGAGAAGCAAAGAAGAUUGCCGCGGAAGCAGCUCAACAACUUCGUAGAGCCGGUGAGACUGCACGUUCUGUCGCUCCUGGCACUGUCACUUGGACUGGCGAAUUUGGUUCCGCUGGUAGACCGGCCAAUCUCCGUAGAGGGGCAGGUCCUGGAUCAAACGGGAUUUUGUCUGGUCUGGCAAACAGACAGGGAAUCUCAAACAAUGCAAGUGCAAGUAGUUCUCGAUCGGGAACGCCAGGCGCCACCGAGCGAGCACCAAGAGGCAAGGACUUUAUGAAGUUGAUCCAAACAUUCAUCCGUACGCAUGGUGGGAAAGUCCCAACUGCGAUGUUAGUUAAUCAUUUUAACAACAUGUGUAAGACGCCUCAGCAGUCUACGGAGUUUAAGCAUAUGCUUAGGGAGAUUGCUGUGCUUGAGGAGGGGCCUGGACGGAUGAUGAGGGCAAAAUGGGUGUUGAAACCUGAAUUUAAAUGA
Messenger RNA from Glarea lozoyensis ATCC 20868, 3624 nucleotides. RefSeq names its product P-loop containing nucleoside triphosphate hydrolase. Lineage: Eukaryota; Fungi; Ascomycota; Leotiomycetes; Helotiales; Helotiaceae. Bases 1 to 3624 code for a protein of 1207 amino acids. Gene Ontology annotation, biological process: transcription-coupled nucleotide-excision repair. The record is from RefSeq and is a predicted model, not a curated record. Gene Ontology annotation, cellular component: nucleus. Gene Ontology annotation, molecular function: ATP binding; ATP-dependent chromatin remodeler activity. The transcript has a single exon.